AUGCCGCUUUUUCUCCUCAGCUUUCCUUGGUCCAGACUCCCUUUCUGCCUCUACGGCCUGCUUCUGAGGCCGGGGCGGGGGCUGGGGGGCCUGGGGGCCAGGAGAAAUGAGAUAAUUUCAGGUGCUCUCCUCCCCUCUGCUGUUUGCCUUUCGUAUCGGGAGCGGAGCCGUCUGGAAGGCAGGAUAAAAGGAGGAGGAGGCGGUCGUAGCCGGUACUUAAAGGAGGGGCCUCCCUGCGCUCUCUCCAGAGCCAGCGAAGCGACCGGCCGGCGAGGGAGCCUCACGGGGGAGCGCCCGGACACUCGCCCGGUCCCCGGGCUUGAGCUGCCCAGCGCUGCCCCUCAGAAGCUAGUGCCACUCAACCAGCCCCGCAUGAGAACCAGCAUGAAUCCGGACCCGUCCCUCCGCACGCCGCCCUCGCUGCUGCUGCUGCUGCUGCUGACCACCCAGGGGGCCCUGGCCGUCCGCGGGGGCCGGACACGGCGGGAGCUGGCCCCGGCGCUGCACGUGCGGGGCAUCCGGGACGUCGGGGGCUCCUACUGCCAGAGGCACGGACGGUGCUGCUAUGAUCGCGACGACGACUGCGCCGUGCCCUACAUGGGCACCAUGUGCUACUGCGACAUCUUCUGCAACCGCGAGGUCCCCGACUGCUGCCCGGACUACUGGGACUACUGCCAGGGCGGCGGGAAACGUCCCCCCCCGCACCCAGGUUGCCAGCAUGAGGGCCGGAUGUACCAUCCUUCAGAGAUGUACAAGGAGAACUGUAACCACUGCACCUGCAGGGAAGACAACUUUUGGGACUGUGAGCAGGAGCCCUGCCUGGUGAACACAGAGCUGAUUAACGCCAUCAACGGGGGAAAUUACGGCUGGAGAGCUGGGAACCACAGCUCCUUCUGGGGAAUGACGCUGGAAGAAGGAAUCCGCCACCGGCUAGGCACCAUCCGGCCCUCGCCCACCGUCAUGAACAUGAACAAGAUGCACAUGAACAUGGGCCCCAACGUGGUGUUGCCCCGUAGCUUUGAUGCAGCUCAGAAGUGGCCGGGCCUGAUCCAUGAACCCUUAGACCAGGGCAACUGUGCUGGCUCGUGGGCCUUCUCCACGGCAGCUGUGGCAUCGGACCGAAUCUCCAUCCACUCCAUGGGCCACAUGACCCCCUUGCUGUCCCCCCAGAACCUUCUCUCCUGUAACACCCGGAACCAGCAGGGCUGCAAUGGUGGGCGUCUGGAUAGGGCCUGGUCUUUCCUGCGGCGGAGGGGGUUGGUUUCCAACAACUGCUACCCCUUGGCCAACCAAAACACGAUUGCGGAGCCCUGCUUGAUGUACAGCCGCCCCAUGGGGCGAGGCAAGCGCCAGGCCACCGCCCCCUGCCCCAACAGCUUCAGCCAAUCCAACCACAUCUACCAGUCCACACCUCCCUACCGCCUCUCCUCCAACGAAAAGGAGAUAAUGAAGGAGAUAAUGGAGAAUGGGCCCGUGCAAGCCCUGAUGGAAGUCCACGAGGAUUUCUUCCUGUACAAGAAUGGGGUCUACCAUCAUACGCCUGCCAGCAACGGCAAGCCCCCACAGUUCCGCCGCCGUGGGACCCAUUCGGUGAAGAUUACCGGGUGGGGGGAGGAGUUGCAGCCCAAUGGGCAGAAAGUCAAGUUCUGGAGGGCGGCCAACUCCUGGGGCCCAGCCUGGGGCGAGGGCGGCUCCUUCCGCAUCCUGCGCGGCUGCAACGAGUGUGACAUCGAGAGCUUCGUGGUGGGCGUGUGGGGCCGCGUGGGGUCAGAGGACAUUAACCACCGUCGCUACUACUCCAGAAAAUGACUCUCGGCCUCCUGAUGGGUCCGGGGUCUGCCGGGGUGAGAUGGGAACAAUAAGGAAGUCCGCCCCCCUACCUCCAUCCCUCCGGGCCUGGUCCAGAGACUCCCGACCCUCCUCCCCCGCUAAGUCUCAGAGGCGGGAGCCUGACCUCUCCCCACCAGAGGGGUGGGCAGAAGGGUGACCGCCCCGGCCCCUGGGUGGGGGUGGGCUUCGGGCUCCCAGACUUGAUCAGUCCAGAGCUGGGACAGAGCCCUCUGGGGAGAAUCGAGGCUUCCACCUCUGUCAACUACAACUCCAUGACUAUCAGGGUGUGGUUCCCCUCCCCCCGGUCUCCCUCAUCCAGUGCCCCUCUACCCACCCAUCCCCAUCCCUGUUUCUGCUGACAGAGCCACUCUGAUGGGGACGAGAGUCCCCCCACCCCGCCCUCCCCAAAGCCGCCUAGGCUUUGGUGCAGAAAUGGAACCUGCAUUGAGCCGGCACGGAACCCCCCGGGGGCUGAGACCCUAAUCCUCCCCGGCGCUUUGUCUGCCGCCUUCUGUUGUUGUAGCGAUUCUGCCGACUCAGUGGGAACGAGGGGCCCCGGGCUGGGGGUUGGCGAGCAUGAGCCUGGGAGUCCGAAGGUCGUGAGUUCUAAUCCUGAGUCUGCCACUUGUCUGCUGUGUGACCUC
Molecule: messenger RNA, 2474 nt
Organism: Tachyglossus aculeatus (Australian echidna)
Lineage: Eukaryota; Metazoa; Chordata; Mammalia; Monotremata; Tachyglossidae
Gene: TINAGL1
Product: tubulointerstitial nephritis antigen like 1
Exons: 13
Coding region: 1-1809 (602 amino acids)
Biological process (GO): proteolysis
Cellular component (GO): lysosome
Molecular function (GO): cysteine-type peptidase activity
Source: RefSeq, a predicted model, not a curated record